GGAGAAGAAGGCAAAUGAAGAGAAGGAGAAGAAGAAAAAAGCAAAUGAAAAGAAGGAGAAGGAGAAGGUGAAGUAGAAAGAAAAAGUGAAAGCAAAAAGAACAGGAAGAAAGUCGAAGUUGUCCAUUGUGAUGUGAAGCGACAAUAUCCAUUUGAAGGUUUUAAUAUUGACGGCGAGUGUCCAACUUAACUAAUGUCAUCCUUCUCGCAAUGGAUAAACGAGGGUCUUUACAAGCAUUAUGCAAAAAAGUAAGUAAAAGGAAACAAGGAGGAUCACUACUUAGUCAACUGCUCAAAACUUGAAUUUGACCAACUUGAUUUAGUAGUUGCAUUUCCAAUGAAUAGGGACUAGUUCUACGUAAUGCCUCAAACCAAUAGGUGCUGGAAUGAUGAGUAUGUGGAUGUCAUAUUUUACUAUUUACAUAAGAAGUCGAAGCAGCAUAUUCAUUCUAAAUAUUAAUAUACCACCACUAGUUGUUUUUUCAAAACAUACAUUGACAAUUCUAGUGAAUAUGAGGAUAAAAUCAUUAACAUAAUGGAAGGGUAUGCUAUACCUUCUGGAAUGCCUUGGCACUUGACGGAUGAUGUUUAUGUCCCUAUAAAUAGUAAUACGGAAUUCCAUUGGGACUUGACAGUCGUUGCAUUGAAGGAACUGUGCAUAAAAGUGUAUGAUUCCAUGUCCUCAAUUAGGUCUAAUAGAAAACUAUCCUCCGAGAUUCAAAAGAUGGCUACAAUGUUGCCAAAGUACCUUGAGUUGAGUGGAUUUUUUGAGAAAAAUGAGCGAACCAACUGGUCAGUCCUUAAAUGUUACCAAGGAAAGAACAAAUCUCACCCAUUCGAAGUCAGUCAUGUUACUGGUAUUGCCCAACAAGAAAGCAGUAGUCUAGAUUGUGGAAUUUUUGUUGCUGCAUACGCUGAGUAUUUGAGUGAUGGAUUACAAGUACCAUCAUGUGGAAUUAGUGCUGACACCAUUCUCUUGAGAUAUGCUUUACUCUUAUGGAAUUAUGGAAUUGUAAAGGCUCGAAAUGGUUAUGUUAGUGACAAUGAAAACUCAGAGAUGCGUAAAACUAUAAAAAAAAUCUAAGAUCGAUGAAAAUGUUGUGUUUACAACCAUUGAUUAGAUAGGUGGUUAUGUAUUAAUAUAUUUUUAUGAUUAUUUUGAUCUUGUUUGAACAAAUGUCAAUUAUGAUGGAAAGUAUCAAAA
Messenger RNA from Solanum lycopersicum (tomato), 1203 nucleotides. Lineage: Eukaryota; Viridiplantae; Streptophyta; Magnoliopsida; Solanales; Solanaceae. The record is from RefSeq and is a predicted model, not a curated record.